Molecule: messenger RNA, 663 nt
Organism: Effrenium voratum
Lineage: Eukaryota; Dinophyceae; Suessiales; Symbiodiniaceae
Source: the annotation of a GenBank genome assembly
AGCGUUUUUGUCAUCAGAUUAGUUUAGUUGGGUCCCGGCGGACGUCCAGCUCCAGGCGUAGGGCCACGAAGCCACCAAGAAGAUGGACGCGCGUCCAAGCGAGACAGAGCUGACCGCAGAGAAGGUCAGGGAGCUGGAACUGGGGCUCAAGGCGGUGUCAACGCCGGAGGGGCAGUCCUCCACUGGUUUCUCUGGAAGUACUUCGGCUGACAAGGUGUACAAUGGGCUCCUCGUUGAGGAUGACGAGGCGUCCGUGGAGCCGUCUCUUGACGGGCGGACGGAGGUGUCGUCCCUGUCGCCUCGCUCAGAGGCGACCUGGGUGCCUUGCCGCGCCAACAGCCACCGUUGGUACUGGUGGCAGUAUGAUUCCGGCGACGUGUGCUUGAAGGAGCCUCGUGCACCGGUGGGCGCAAUCGAGGAGAGGAUUGCGGAUCUGAUGGCGGAGCUGGAGCAGGCGUCGGACGCGACUCUGGGCCCGCAGCUCACGGAGGAGGCUGUCCUGCUCCAGGUGAGAGACAUGCGGCACAAGGAGUACAAGGAGUUCUUGUGCGACGUCCACCAGGAGACGACCUGGUGGGACUGGCUAUGCGGGCUGGCAGCGUGACGCGCUGUACUUCACCAAGGUGACUCCACGAACUCACGUUGGCAUGUGUUGCACCAUCC